Molecule: messenger RNA, 510 nt
Organism: Rotaria sordida
Lineage: Eukaryota; Metazoa; Rotifera; Eurotatoria; Philodinida; Philodinidae
Source: the annotation of a GenBank genome assembly
AUGCAUAUUUAUAAUGAAUUUAAAUCAUCAUUCAUUAUUGUUACAUUUCUUGGUUAUAUUUUUUUAGUUAGUGGUUUAAUUAUUAAUUUUUUACAAUUAUGUUCUUGUAUAAUAUGGCCAUUUAGUAAAGAAUUAUAUCGAAAAAUUAAUCGUUAUUUAGCCUUGGGUAUUUGGAGUCUUAAUUAUACAACAAAAACAACAUUUUUUCAUUGUCCAUUAUAUCAUGCAACUAGUUGUCCUGCGUACUUUACACCAUCGAAUGAUUUUGAAAAUUUAGUUAUUAUCUUUGAACAUAUUUAUAGAUAUCAUGCAACUGAUUAUGAUUUAAUUAGGAACAGUUAUGAUAAAUGGUAUCAAGAACAAAAAAAUUUAUCAUCAUCAUCAUCAUCAUCAUCAUCUAAUUUAACAACUGAUAUUAUAACAUUACACGACGUAGAAGAACUUUGUGAGACGUCAUCAACAAUAACAGCAAAAACAACAUAUGAUGUGAGUUCAUUAUUUCUAAGAUAA